Apis cerana (Asiatic honeybee) is the source of this 10784-nucleotide messenger RNA. Its product is annotated as mucin-2. Gene Ontology annotation, cellular component: extracellular region. The record is from RefSeq and is a predicted model, not a curated record. Gene Ontology annotation, molecular function: extracellular matrix structural constituent conferring tensile strength; chitin binding. Gene Ontology annotation, biological process: extracellular matrix organization. Lineage: Eukaryota; Metazoa; Arthropoda; Insecta; Hymenoptera; Apidae.
AGUUUGUGCCCCCUUCCACCUGGACGAAGCCACGAUUCCUUCUUGCGUAUAAGCGCAGACACGCAUACGUACACACAUACAGGGGGUACCGACUUACGUAGACGUUGAACACACACACCUGGAAGCCAAUUGGAGAGCCAAGACUUGGCCAAGUCUUUAUAAGUAGGAGCCAUCCGCGUCCUCAGGACUUACUCCCUCUCGAGAACGUGCCACGAUCGGCAACCGAUUUCCAGAAUAGUUCCUGAAAACAGACAUCGACUCGCGCGUCAUUCUUCAUCUCGCGGCUCACGAAGGAUCGUGGUGCAACGAACGUGGAUGUUUGGAAAUUGGAAAAAAAACGAAAAGACAGCCGCGAAAUGAGGAGUUAUACGAAUUAACGGAGGACUUUCGAAGAGAGACCGUCUUUGAUUCUACACAAGACACGCCGAAGAAAAAUCAUGUGGACAAGCUUAGUAAAAUUAGGCUUUGUAACGAUAUUAAUUUCGUCAACAUUUGCCGAACCUGAUCAAAAUAUCAUCGAUUUCUCUAAAAUUUUGAAUGGUUUCGCGUGUAUCGAAGUAGGAUAUCAUGAGGAUCCUCACGACUGUAGAAUAUUCUACAGAUGUGUCGAUUGGGGAUUCGGAAGACCUCUAAGGAAAUUUAAAUUUGAAUGCGCUAUUGGAACAGUAUUUUCGAAACACAAGGGAAACAUAUGUACUUUUCCUAGUGACAGCGGUCGUCCUGAAUGUGGUGGACUACAUACAGACACUACAACGAACAAAAUAAUUUCAAGUACAAGUACAACUGCACAACUUACGACUACGACUCAAGUUACGACUUCUAUCGAAUUGUCAACUGGAAAACCUACCAAUGAUCAGGGACGAAAUCAAUGCGUCCAAGAAGGAUAUUUUCCCGACUUAAAUGAUUGCAGAAAAUUUUAUAGAUGUGUUGAUACAGGAUCCGGAAACUUCAUAAAAUAUGAAUUUGAAUGUGGUGUUGACACUGUCUGGGAUCCAGAUAUAGAAGGUUGUAAUCAUCCUUGGGCAGUAUCACGGGACGAUUGUAAAACAGGAUCUAACACGGGAAACGAAAAUGUCGGACAAGGAAAUAAUACAACUGAUGCUAUAACUAAACCAGAAACAUCAACUACAUCAAUAUCGGAAAAUACAGAAAUGACUGACAUAUCUGCAAGUCCUGGCACUUCUGGUACACCUGGAAUUCCUGAUACAACUGGAACUUCUGGUAUAACUGGAACUUCUGAUAGUUCUGGCACGCCUGGCACUUCUGGCAUAUCUGGAAGUCCUGGCACUACUGGCAUACCUACCACUCCUGGAAUUCCUGGUACGCCUGGAACUUCCGGUACAUCUGGAAGUCCGGGCACACCUGGAACUCCUGGCACCCCUGGAACUUCUGGCACACCUGGUAGUCCAGGCACUACUGGCACACCGGGCACUCCUGGAACUCCUGGUACGUCUGGAACUCCUGGCACUCCUGGAACUCCUGGCACACCUGGAACUCCUGGUACGCCUGGAACUUCUGGCACACCUGGUAGUCCUGGCACUACUGGCACUCCUGGCACUCCUGGUACUACUGGCACACCUGGCACUCCUGGAACUCCUGGAACUUCUGGCACAUCUGGAAGUCCGGGCACACCUGAAAGUCCGGGCAUAUCUGGAACUCCUGGUACUACUGGCACAUCUGGCACUCCAGGAACUUCUGGCACUACUGGCACACCUGGCACUCCUGGUACUCCUGGUACGCCUGGAACUCCUGGUACGCCUGGAACUCCUGGCACAUCUGGAAGUCCGGGCACUCCUGGCACUCCAGGAACUCCUGGCACUACUGGCACAUCUGGCACUCCUGGAACUCCUGGUACGCCUGGAACUCCUGGCACUCCUGGAACUCCUGGUACGCCUGGAACUCCUGGCACAUCUGGAAGUCCCGGCACACCUGGCACUCCUGGCACUCCUGGCACCCCUGGCAGUCCAGGCACUAGUGGUACAUCUGGCACUCCUGGCACUAUUGGCACACCUAGCACUCCUGAAACUUCUGGUACGCCUGGAACUCCUGGCACAUCUGGAAGUCCCGGCACACCUGGCACUCCUGGCACUCCUGGAACUCCUGGUACGCCUGGAACUCCUGGCACAUCUGGAAGUCCCGGCACACCUGGCACUCCUGGCACUCCUGGCACCCCUGGCAGUCCAGGCACUAGUGGUACAUCUGGCACUCCUGGCACUAUUGGCACACCUAGCACUCCUGAAACUCCUGGUACGCCUGGAACUCCUGGCACAUCUGGAAGUCCCGGCACACCUGGCACUCCUGGCACUCCUGGCACCCCUGGCAGUCCAGGCACAAGUGGUACAUCUGGCACUCCUGGCACUAUUGGCACACCUAGCACUCCUGAAACUCCUGGUACGCCUGGAACUCCUGGCACAUCUGGAAGUCCCGGCACACCUGGAACUUCUGUCACUCCUGGCACCCCUAGCAGUCCAGGCACUAGUGGUACAUCUGGCACUCCUGGCACUAUUGGCACACCUAGCACUCCUGAAACUCCUGGUACGCCUGGAACUCCUGGCACAUCUGGAAGUCCCGGCACACCUGGCACUCCUGGCACUCCUGGCACCCCUGGCAGUCCAGGCACAAGUGGUACAUCUGGCACUCCUGGCACUAUUGGCACACCUAGCACUCCUGAAACUCCUGGUACGCCUGGAACUCCUGGCACAUCUGGAAGUCCCGGCACACCUGGCACUCCUGGCACUCCUGGCACUCCUGGCACUCCAGGCACCCCUGGCAGUCCAGGCACUAGUGGUACAUCUGGCACUCCUGGCACUAUUGGCACACCUAGCACUCCUGAAACUCCUGGUACGCCUGGAACUCCUGGCACAUCUGGAAGUCCCGGCACACCUGGAACUUCUGUCACUCCUGGCACCCCUAGCAGUCCAGGCAUUAGUGGUACAUCUGGCACUCCUGGCACUAUUGGCACACCUAGCACUUCUGAAACUUCUGGUACGCCUGGAACUCCUGGCACAUCUGGAAGUCCCGGCACACCUGGCACUCCUGGCACUCCUGGCACCCCUGGCAGUCCAGGCACUAGUGGUACAUCUGGCACUCCUGGCACUCCUGGCACCCCUGGCACUCCAGGCACCCCUGGCAGUCCAGGCACUAGUGGUACAUCUGGCACUCCUGGCACUAUUGGCACACCUAGCACGCCUGAAACUCCUAGCACACCUGGAACUCCUGGCACAUCUGGAAGUCCCGGCACACCUGGCACUCCUGGCACUCCUGGCACCCCUGGCAGUCCAGGCACAAGUGGUACAUCUGGCACUCCUGGCACUAUUGGCACACCUAGCACUCCUGAAACUCCUGGUACGCCUGGAACUCCUGGCACAUCUGGAAGUCCCGGCACACCUGGCACUCCUGGCACUCCUGGAACUCCUGGUACGCCUGGAACUCCUGGCACAUCUGGAAGUCCCGGCACACCUGGCACUCCUGGCACUCCUGGCACUCCUGGCACUCCUGGCACACCUGGCACUCCUGGCACUCCUGGCACUCCUGGCACCCCUGGCAGUCCAGGCACUAGUGGUACAUCUGGCACUCCUGGCACUCCUGGCACUCCUGGCACUCCUGGCACCCCUGGCACUCCAGGCACCCCUGGCAGUCCAGGCACUAGUGGUACAUCUGGCACUCCUGGCACUAUUGGCACACCUAGCACUCCUGAAACUCCUGGUACGCCUGGAACUCCUGGCACAUCUGGAAGUCCCGGCACACCUGGCACUCCUGGCACUCCUGGAACUCCUGGCACCCCUGGCACUCCUGGCACCCCUGGCACUCCAGGCACCCCUGGCAGUCCAGGCACUAGUGGUACAUCUGGCACUCCUGGCACUAUUGGCACACCUAGCACUUCUGAAACUUCUGGUACGCCUGGAACUCCUGACACAUCUGGAAGUCCCGGCACACCUGGCACUCCUGGAUCUCCUGGCACGCCUGGAACUCCUGAAACUCCCGGCACAUCUGGAAGUCCCGGCACAUCUGGAAGUCCCGGCACAUCCGGAAGUCCGGGCUCAUCUGGUAGUAGUGCUGGAACACCUGGCACUCCUGGAACUUCCGAAAGUCCCGGCACAUCCGGAAGUCCGGGCUCAUCUGGUACUCCUGAAUCGCCUGAAACAUCUGCAACAUCUGAAAUUUCAGAAUCUUCAAGCAUAACUGAAUCUUCUGAGACAUCGGCAACAUCUGAAACGUCUGGAACAUCUGAAAGACCAGAAUCUUCAAAUGCAACUUCAAAUUCUUCUCAAACUAUUGGCACUACUGCACUUAAAUUAACAACUACUCCAACUCCUGGUAAUACUGGUACAGAUAACAAUAAGAGUACACCAAACUCCUUAGCAACACUCAGCACGCAUGGAUCAAAUAGCACUGCAACAAUAACUUAUACACCAAACACGCCUGGGGAAUUUGAAACAAGCACACAUACUAAACUAACAACGAGCAUACAAGGAUCUUCAACAAGUGCACAUCAUAUACCUGAAACUCCAACCAUUCCUGAAAUUACAAUAAAUACAGAAUCUUCGAGCACAUUCAAUGCAGAAACUCCUAUUAAUCCAAAACCUCCAGCAACUGAAGCUACAGUGACCACGGAAACUCUUAGUAAUACAGAAUUUCCACACACUACUGAGAGCACACAAUCUUCUAACAGUCCAGUAUCUCCAGUUACACCUGAAGCUACAGAAAUUCAUAGUAGUCCAGAAUCUCCACUCACUACUGAAAGCUCUGUUAGUACAAAAUCUCCUGCCACUUCAGAACCUAUAACCACUGAACCUAUAGUGAGUACAGAAACAUCUAGUAGUGCAGAAUCUCUAUCCACAACUAAAGCUGUACAAUCUAUGAGCACUCCAUUAUCUCCAGUUACUCCUGGAGCUACAAUAAGCACAAAAACUCCGCGUACUCCAGAAUUUUCUGUUAUUACUGAAACUGCACAAUCUUCUAGCACUUCAGUACCUCCAGCUACUCCUACAGUUAGCACAGAAACUUCUGAUAGUGAAUCUGUAGUUACUAUUGAAACUUCAGUUAGUAGAGAAUCUUCUGCUACUCCAGAACCUACAGCUACUAAAACCAUAGUUAGCACAGAAACUCCUGGUAAUCCAGAAUUUCCAGUCACUACUGAAACCUCAGUUAGUACAGAAUCUCCGCCAGAACCUAUAUCCACUGAAAUUACAGUGAGCACAGAAACUUCUGGUAGUCCAGAAUCUCCACCCGCAACUGUAGCUAUACAAUCUUCGAGCACUUCAGUACCUCCAGCUACUCUUACGGUUAGCACAGAAACUCCUGGUAGUGUAGAAUCUCUAAUCACUACUGAAACCUCAGUUAGUACAGAACCUUCUGCUACUCCAGAACCUACAGCUAUUAAAACUACAGUGAGCACAGAAAUUCCUAGUAGUCCAGAAUCUUCAUCCACAACUGAAACCGCACAAUCUUCGAAUAGUUCAGUACCUUCAGCUACUCUUACAGUUAGCACAGAAACUCCUAGUAGUUCAGAAUCUCUAGUCACUAUUACUAGUUCAGAAUCUUCAUCCACAACUGAAGCCGCACAAUCUUCGAGCACUUCAGUAUCUUCAGCUAUUAAAACUACAGUGAGCACAGAAACUCCUAGUAGUACAGAAUCUCUAGUCAUUACUGAAACUUCAGUUAGUAGAGAAUCUUCUACUCCAGAAUCUACAGCUAUUAAAACUACAAUGAGCACAGAAAUUCCUAGUAGUCCAGAAUCUUCAUCUAUAACUGAAGCUGCACAAUCUUUGAGCACUUCAGUAUCUCCAGUUACUCUUACGAUUAACACAGAAACUCCUAGUAGUGCAGAAUCUCUAGUCACUAUUGAAACUUCAGUUAGUACAGAACAUUCUGCUACUCCAGAACCUACAGCUAUUAAAACUACAGUGAGCACAGAAAUUCCUAGUAGUCCAGAAUCUUCGUCCACAACUUCGAGUAGUUCAGCCGCACAAUCUUCGAGUAGUUCAGUACCUUCAGCUACUCUUACAAUUAGCACAGAAACUCCUGGUAAUUCAGAAUUUCCAGUCACUAUUGAAACCUCAAUUAGUACAGAAUCUCCUCCAGAACCUAUAUCCACUGAAAUUACAGUGAGCACAGAAACUUCUGGUUGUCCAGAAUCUCCAUCCGCAACUGAAGCUAUACAAUCUUCGAGCACUUCAGUAUCUCCAGCUCCAGUUAGCACAGAAUCUCCUGGUAGUCCAGAAUCUCCAUUUACUACUGAAGUCACACAAUUUUCUGAUAUUCCAAUUAUUUCUAAAAGUACAGCAAACACAGAAUCUUCUAAUAAUUCAGAAUUUCCAACUGGUACUGAAAUCACAGUUAGUACAGAAACUGCUAUGACUUCAAAAACAUUAGGGAUUUCUAAUACUCCUUAUCCCUUGUCUACUAGCACAUUUAUUACACAAGACAUUUUUUCGACUCUUACUUCUGUUAGUGAGUCUAUCACUAACAGUGUUUCCAGUUCACCUAUUUCUUCUAAUUCAUCUCAAUCUACUGAUACUCCUAGUGCACCUAAUAUAUCUGUUACUCCUGCUACUUCUGACACGCCUAAUAUUUCUUCAGGUACCCCUGGAAGCACAAACGUUCCUGGUACGUGUACUGAAGAAGGAUUUUUCCCUGAUCCUGAAGAUUGUCAUAAAUUUUAUCGUUGUAUCGGCAGUGGUUCAUCAUUUAUUAAAUACGAAUUUUUAUGCGGUCCUGGUACUGCUUGGGAUUCUAUUCUUCAGAGUUGCAAUCAUGAUUACCUCGUUUCAAAUUGUAAAGAGGGACCUAGUUCAUCCAGUUCUUUAGUCACUUCUUAUCCAGAAUCAACCAUUUCUUUAAGCACUACUACAGAUCAAGAUUCAACUGACCACGAUGUUAUUAUUGCUACUACUGCAUCUAAUAUAUCUAAAGAAACAUCAUCCGUUUCUCCUACUACUCAGACAAUUAGACCGGAAUCCACUUCUUCUGGAACUGUUACAGAAUCAAUAUCCUAUUUACCUCCUGUAAAUAAUACUAUUUCUACUACUACUGCGGCGACCAUAACAGUUAGUACGUCUCCUGAAAUAGAAUGUACUCAAGAAGGAUUCUUUCCUGAUCCUGAAGAUUGUCGUAAAUUCUAUCGUUGUGUCGGUAGUGGUUCAACAUUUAUCAAGUAUGAGUUCCAAUGUGGUACUGGUACUGCUUGGGAUUCAGCUCUUCAAAGUUGUAAUCACGAUUAUCUCGUUACUAAUUGUAAUGGAUCUACAGUUACUACGGAAUCAAAUUCAUCUGAAAAUGAAAUUAAUAACAAUACUAGUCAAUCAAGUACAUCACAAACAGAAAGUAUAUCAUCGGAUAGCACAACAUCUUCUUUAUUAACUAGUAGUCCAUCAAUUUCAUCGACAUCAUCUGAUGUUACAUCGUUGACCAACGAACAAACAGAUAUUUCAACAAUUAUUACAUCAACAGGAUCACCAUCCACUACAGCUGAAUCAAAUAUUCCUAUCACUCAGCCUAGUCUGCCAUCUUCCACAUCUGAAGCAGCCAGUUCUCAAUCUACAAUAUCAUUUUCUACUACGUCACUUCCAUCUGAAACAAGUACAAACAGUUCUGAAUCAAUAUCUCCAAGUAUUACAGAAUCUGUUUCAUACUUGCCACCAGAGAGCAGUACAACGUCUAGCCCAGAAACAACUACUAUGUCAUCUUCCAUUGCAUUUGAAACAAGUACUACUAGUUCUGAAUCUAUACAAUCAUCUUCCACCAUAUUACCAAUAUCUGAAACAACUACGGCCAGUUUUGAAUCAAUAUCUCCAAAUAUUACAGUAUCCGUUUCAUAUUUGCCACCAGAGAGUAGUACAACAUCUAAUUCAGAAACAACUACUGGGUCAUCUUCUACUGUACCUGAAAUAAAUACAACUAAUUCUCAAUCUACAGAAUCUUCUUCUACUAUAUCACUUGUAUCUGAAACAAGUACGACCAGUUCUGAAUCGAUAUCUCCAGAUAUUACCGUAUCCGUUUCAUAUUUGCCACCAGAGAGCAGUAUUACACCAACAUCAGGAACUACUAUAACCAGUUCAUCUUCUGGAACAGCGCAAUGCUCAGAAGAAGGUUUUUUCCCAAAUCCGAAUGAUUGUACGAAAUUCUAUCGUUGUGUAUAUUCUCAAAAUGGAUUACAACGAUAUGACUUUGACUGUGCACCUGGUACGGCUUGGGAUCAGACUCUUCAAACUUGUAACUAUAUUGACCAGGUAACUUCUUGCUCUUCAGAUAAUAAAGAUCAUAUUCAAGGAUCUUCAAGCACUUCUACAGUAUCUGAUUUAACAACACCUAGUAGUUCUACUAUUACUACUAUUAGUUCAAUUACUAACAGUACGUUAAUUCCUACAAAUACGAGUACAACGGAAAUACAAUCAUCGAGUAGUGAAAGCUCAACUUCUGUAUCCUCAACUUCUUCGAUAUCUUCUACAGAAUCAAAUAUUUCAGACUGUACUUCGAAAAAUCCUAACAAUAUCAUAGUUUGUAACAAACCAGGUUUCUAUCCGCAUCCAACACAGUGUAACAAAUUCUAUCGUUGCGUCGAUAAUGGGAAUGGUUUUAACGUAUAUUAUUUCGAUUGUGCACCUGGAACUAUAUUUGAUCCUAGCAUUAGCGUAUGUAAUUAUCCUGAAUCAGUCUAUCCUCCAAGAGAUUGCAAAAUACCUACGUCGAGUCCGUCUACUAGUACAGAACAAACAACAUUUUCUACUGAAUUUACAACACAGUCGAUAACAACUGAAGAAAUUGAAUCUACAACUUCAUCCUUGACGCAAACGAGCACAACUAUAGAAUCAAGUACGCAAUUUACUUCUGAAUCAACAACAGAAUCUACAUCUGAAACAACGUCUGAAUCGUCUACAAUUGAAUCAACAUCUGAAUCAUCAACGACUUCAGAAUCCACAACUGAAUCAAAUUCAGAAUCUACAUCUCAAAUAUCAACCGAAUCUACAUCUGAAAUAAACACAGAGUCUACAUCUGAAGCAAUCACUGGAUCCACUUUUGAAACUACUACUAUCUCUGAAGUAACCAUAGAAUCUACGUCUGAAUCAACUAGUGAAUCCACGACUCAGGCAACUGCAGAAUCAACAUCUGAAACAACUAAUGAAUCUAUAUCUCAAGCAACUAUAGAAUCCACAGAAUCAACUUCAGAAACUAUUACAACUGAAGUAAGUACAGAUUCUAGUUCUAGUAUAACGAUAAAAUCAACUUCUGCAGGAACUACUGAAAGUAAUACGGAAUCCAGCUCGGAACAAAUUACUGAAUCCACUGAAAUAUCUACUUCAACGACAGAAUCUCAAAAAUCGACUACACAAAUAUCUAUUUCUACAAUGGAACCUUCUAUUCAAACGCCUUGUCCAAUCGGAAAUUUAACUGACGAACAAAUAGCACUAAUUUGUCCAACAGGUUUCCGAAGACAUCCAAAAUACUGUAAUUUAUUUUAUCAAUGUACUAUUGAAGGUAAGAUGGAGAUAAACGUACUUGUAUUAAGCUGUCCAGAGGGAAAAAUUUAUGAUGAAGAAAAAAUGCAAUGUUUAUCUGAAAGUAAAGCCAAUAAAGCUUGCACUGGUAGUAAAGCAAUUGGUAGAUUUUAUAGAAGAUUGGAAAAGAGUGAAGUAUCUCCUAUAAAGGUGUCGAACGAAUCAUUUUGUCCGGAAGAAGGUCAUUAUCCUUAUAAAUUAGGUUGCAGCAACAUAUUCUAUAAUUGCAAACGAGAUUUCAAUGGUAAUCUUCAGGCUUACAUGUAUAAAUGCCCACAAAACUACUUGUAUUGGUCGGUUUCGAGAAGAUGUGAACGUACUGUACGAUUACCAAUGUGUGCAUUAUUUGCGCGUGAAGAUAUUGAGAAUUGGGAUAAGAAAUGGAAGAUUCCAGUAGAAAAAAUUAAUUUGUCUGCCAGAAACUUAAAGUUUAUAGAUCAUUAAAUAAUAUUUUCUUUAUCUCGAUAGAAAGUUUUAAUAGUUCGAAAGGACAGUAAACUCUCAGGAUAAUUUCUGACGUUAUCUUGUUUUAUAAUUAUAUUUGAAGGAAAAAUAUUAGAAUAUAUCUAAAUAUCUGCACAACAUGGCUACGGAAGAUCUCAUAAAAAAAUAUUCAGAUCUUCAGCAGUCAUCUUGUGACAAUUAAUUAGUCUAUAUCGAUUUAUGUAUAGAAAUUAAUUCGUAAUAAUUGUUGAAAAAUAUAACUAGAAUUUUCUUACGAUUUUUCGCUAUGAAAUCGUAAAGUCGUUGGAAAAUACAUUGCGAAAGUUGGGAUUUUUGGUUGAGGGACUUGUAUGCAAUAUUCAACUGUAUUCAGUAAUUUGUGAUACAUAUUUGAACAUUUUUAUACGACUACGUAUUCAUAAUUUUAUAAUAACACUUUAUUUUAAAACACUUUAUAACAUAAUAUGAAAUUUUAUGUGCAUAUAAAGAAACCUUAGCACCAUAUUCUGAAUACAGUACAAAAUUAACUUUGCAAAGAUAAUUUUGUAUAUAAUUAUAUGUCAAUUAUUCUAAUUGUUCCUUCCUUUAUAUAAAACAUUUCAUUUAUUAUCUUUAUUUCUUUCUAUAAUUUUUAUGUUUAUAGAAAGAUAUCUAUGUUAAAAUAUUACUUAUUUUAAAUAAGUAAAAAAAAGUGCUACAUAAUGCGUUUAUUACAAUUUAGUGAUAAACAUGAAGCAUUUAUAGAAUUGUUGUUGAAUGUGUAUAAAUAUUGUGUGUGUCUGUAUUAGAUUUUUUUGCAAAUUGAUAUCAAUAAAUAAAUAAAUUUUUUGAUGAAGUAAAAAA